AUGGUUGUCUUGGAUUUCAAAGGGAAGGUUACCUCUUUGAAUGCCAUUGAUAUGAUAUCUAUAUGGCAUGAUUUGGCAUAUCCAUUUUCAGUUGCUCGAGAAAAGGAGCUUUGGGUGGAACAGAGUUGGACGAUGGAGCUUCUGAUUGAUAACAUUGAUCCUCUCAUAAUGUAUUGGAAAAACCUGAGUAACUAUCUUCCUCUCUUGAAGAUAUACUUCUUCUGGACACGAUUAGAGUGCAUGAAACGUUCAAAACUCUGUCUUGGAUAUGAAACUGAAGAUGAUACUUUCUUGAAUGAACUCAGCUCUUUGUUGAGCACUAGUUCAGCAGAUAAAGGCUGGUUACUUGUUGGUGCAGCAAAAUCGAAGGACAUCCUUAGAUUAACUGGAAACCAAUGCCUUGAGCUUUUAUCGCUCUUUGAUGUUUGGGGGGAGUAUGCUAAUAAAUUUGGCAUCCUCGGCGCAAUGAGACAAGCUCUUGCCCCUCCAAUUCAAGCAGGUUGCGGUAACUUUGCCAUCAUUCCACAUGUUGAGGAGAUUACUGAUGAUGCUUGUGUCUGCAAAAUUUGCAAUGGCUUAAUGGAGAAAUAUAUUAUGUAUCAGUGCGCAUCAGUCUAAUUGUUGAUUUCUGGAUGUUAUAUAUUUUGAUGUGGUCAUAUAUAUCAAUAUCAUGUUGGUCUAGUUUAAAUGCAGCAUGAUGGUAUUCUAAGU
Molecule: messenger RNA, 711 nt
Organism: Dioscorea cayenensis subsp. rotundata (Guinea yam)
Lineage: Eukaryota; Viridiplantae; Streptophyta; Magnoliopsida; Dioscoreales; Dioscoreaceae
Product: protein SIEVE ELEMENT OCCLUSION C-like
Exons: 2
Coding region: 1-618 (205 amino acids)
Biological process (GO): phloem development
Source: RefSeq, a predicted model, not a curated record